AGCAAGCCAUGACCCCCAGGGAUCAAAAAGUCGAUGCCACCCACGCUGCCCCCGAUGCCCCAUCUCUCAGGAUGUCCCAGUUGUCCUCCAACUUGAAGCGCUGUUUAGAUUCAUCCCGCUACUCAGAUAGUUCCUACAGCAAGAACCCCACCGGCUAUGGCGCCUACUCCUCGUACACUUCUAACCUGUCCUCCUCCUAUCUGGACAAAGAUAAAGUCAACUAUAAGCCCAGCACGACCUCUGGCAUGUUGGCCUCCAGUUACUUGAGGACUUCAGGAGCAACGACCUCCUCCUCUUCCUUGAACUAUGAUGGGGGCGGGCGCCUGCUCCAGCGCCCAGACUCUGGCACCAGACUGAGCCCCAGUUACGGUCGGGUCCCAGUGAGACCGCCUGGCAGCGGAGGCCUGAGUGGCGGAUCCAGCUACUCAUUUGGCAGCACAGCCUCCACCAGCUACAACACCGCUUUGGGCCGCAAAAAAUCCAGCAGCCAUUCGGACUUGGCGCGAGACUUGUCCGGCAUGCACUUGUUCGACUCAUACCGUGUUGACUCCACCACUCGGGGCCCCACCAUUGCACGGACCCGGCAGGAGUUAUGCACCCUGCAGGGUUUUUACCAGCAGGCCGCCAGGCGCUCGGAUUACGUCAAGGAUUAUCUGGAGUCCUACAACCGCAAAGGGGGCCGCUCGCCGGUCAGUCCUCAUGGCAGCAACCCAGAGGUCAUCACCCCCACCUUCCGCCCCACCAGCAACAGUUCCCUUCAGCAGUGGGAACGGACAGAUAGUCGAACAGACAUCCUAGCCAGGGAGUCUUCGAACUCCAAGACGGUGCAGGGUCUGACUGGCCUCCGUAACCUCGGCAACACAUGUUUUAUGAACUCAAUCCUUCAGUGUUUGAGUAACACCAAAGAGCUUCGGGAUUACUGCCUCCAAAGCCAGUACCUCCGAGACCUCAACAACAACAGCCGCAUGCAGAUGGCCCUUAUGUCAGAGUUUGCCAAGCUCAUCCAAGCAUUGUGGACGUCCUCUCCUAAUGAGUCCGUGAGUCCUUCCGAAUUCAAGACUCAGAUCCAGAGAUACGCCCCUCGCUUUGUUGGCUACAACCAACAAGACGCUCAGGAGUUCCUGCGGUUCCUCCUCGACGGGCUCCACAGUGAAGUGAAUCGGGUACUGGUGCGCCCCAAGGCUGGCACUGAUAACUUGGACCAUCUCCCUGAUGAUGAAAAAGGGAGGCAGAUGUGGAUGAAAUACCUGAACAGAGAAGACAGCCGGAUUGGGGAUCUAUUUGUGGGGCAGCUGAAGAGCUCCUUGACAUGUGGUGCCUGCGGAUACUGCUCUACGGCCUUUGAUCCCUUCUGGGACCUGUCGCUGCCCAUUGCCAAGAAGAGCUACGGGGAGGUGAACUUGAUUGACUGCAUGCGGCUCUUUACCAAGGAGGACGUGCUGGACGGAGACGAGAAGCCCACUUGUUGCCGCUGCAAGGCCAGGACGAAGUGCACGAAGAAGUUCAGCAUCCAGAGGUUCCCCAAGAUCCUAGUGCUGCACCUGAAGCGUUUCUCUGAAGCCCGGAUGAGAUCCAGCAAGCUCACCACCUUUGUAAACUUCCCGCUCAAGGAUCUAGACCUGAGAGAGUUUGCUUCCCAAAGCUGCAAUCAUGCUGUUUACAACUUGUACGCCGUCUCCAACCACAGUGGGACCACCAUGGGGGGCCACUACACGGCAUACUGCAAGAACCCCGUGUCUGGAGAGUGGCACGCUUUCAACGACUCCCGGGUCACGCCGCUCUCUUCCAGCCACGUCCGGAGCAGCGAUGCCUACUUGCUCUUCUACGAGCUCGCCAGCCCAUCUUCGCGCAUGUAGCUCCCCCAGGCCCCCUCCCUUCACCCCGUCCCUGCGGAGGGAAGGGAGCUUGGCACCAGCUCGUUGACAGAGACACCCAGGACAACUGGGGCUCUUGAGGGAUUUUUCUAAGCUGGUUUUUUUUUUCUUAAAAAAGAAAAACAAAACAUCCAAAAAAAAGUGGGAGAAAGAGAGUCCUAAUAAAGCAUUGACUUAUGAUGCCGACUUUUACGGACAGGCCUUUGUCCUGCUUCAGGGCUAAUCCCGAAGAGUCACUCAGCACAGCAGCAUGGCCUUGCGGACUCCGGGGACAGAACCACCGAUGGGGCAGCGCUUGGCUCCCCAAAUCUCCUACAGAUUAGGGAAGGGUUUGCAUUUUUUCCUUUCUUUUUCUCUUUCUCUCCCUUUUAUUCUCUCUUACUCUCUUCUUUCAUUUCCCCCCCUCUCCUCUCUUUUGGUGUGUAAUAAACCAUGAACAGUUGUUCUUGUGGGGCAGGAACCUGUCUGUCCCAUUUUAUCUACACAACCCGUUCUCUUCCCCAAGCUGCUCCCUUGCCGGAAAAAGGCCCAUUGAGAAGGAAUGUGAGUGGCGCUUCGAGGAACAAGGCCACCAUCUUCCCGACUUUGGACAACCGUCUUUUCUUCUCCGUGUCCGACGGCACCACCUGGAGAGUGCCGAUGAACAUUGCAGCUUAGAAACUGUUCAAAUUGCACUAGGAUUCUGGGUCAGCAUUUCUGCACAGAUGGCUGGGUGCGCACCUGGGGAAAGGCCACUCGUCCAACCCAUCAAAGAGGACAGCCGCUUUAGCUGUCCUCUCCUCCCAGUCACGGGUGCACGCUGUGUCAACGUUUCGCAGAAGGCAGCUUUGAGGGCAGCUUCGUAGAACCCGCAAUGGGUGCACCAGCUUGAUUUCUAACUGGAGCUGCGGAUCUGGAAUAACUGUAACCGUCACUCCCUUAUGUUUUGAGGGAUGCCUGUUGGUUGUGUUUUGUUUUAUUUUUAAACAAACUUUGUCCAAAAAACAACAACUUUUGACUGGAAUUUUAGGAACUAUGACAAAGAGGACAUGGGGGGGGUUGGGGGAAUGGAUUUUUAACUGCCUCCUUUCACGACAGUGCCUUAAACCCUCUGGGGAAGACGUGAGGUAUUCAAAAUGAACAAAAAUGCUCUUUGAAGGAGGGCUAGGUGCAAGCAUGGCAAAUGCUUCCUGCUUUCCCUACAGACAAUCAGGCACCCCCCCCCCCCCACACUGAUGUCGUGGGACAAAGUCCUCUCCAACCCGUUCAGAAAUGCUUCGGGCAUUCGGUCUGGGCCAAGUGCCAGAGGUGACCGGGACGAUCCCAGUGACACGUUGGCUGGGAUUGGCAUUGCUUUGGACUUUCUGAGGUAACAAGUCCUCGCUACAGGCUGGGGGUGGGGGCAAUGACUUCUCCUGCCAUCUCCACGUCCCUCGCAGAGGUUAAGGAACUGAGCCAGUCUCCGGUCAGCUGAUGAACGUCAGUAGCCUUAUUUGACCUUUUGUCUUAGUGAUUCCCUUCACACACAAGCGCUGAGCCUUUUGAUGCUUGCACAGGCCGUCUGGUAUUGUACUUGAUGGGCUCGAAAAACCCACACAGGACUUUGAAUGGUUUUGUGAUAGGCAAUCGUUCAACGGGUGUGAACAUUUUCUUAUUGCUGCAUUUCACUAAGGGGGGCAGGAGGGGGGGAAUGAUCCAUAGGGAUGAAUAUUUUUUUUUCUUGUUAUGAAGCUGCUGACAGCACAAGAGUUCAACUUAGGAAACAGUGGGGGGCAAACUGAGCCCCUCAGGGUCCUAUAAGGCAGACCCCCUCAGUGAGCAUACUGUUCGACUGUUUCCACUUCCUGAGAUGACUGCAAAAUUCCCUCCAUACUUUCCGUACAUCCCUGGAGCAAGCUGAACCCAAUGCUCGUGUGUUCCCACCCCCCUCAACCCGUUGUAGAGGGUCCCUUUGUUUCAGCUUGUUCUUGGCCAUUCUCUCGGGCAACAGCCCCCCCCCCCCCGCCAGGCAUGUUCCCCAUAAAUUGAAGGCCCAAUCCACUCCUGUGUCAUUUCCCUGUGAAACCCACCCCCUCUGGGCCACUUCAGUGGCUUCAAAGGGAAAGUCCUCUCUUUUUUUUGCCCCCCUCUUUGCAGUUUUCACUCCAAGGUCAACGUAGAUAGGGGUAAAGAGCCCCCCCCCCUCACAGGGGAACAGAGAGGGUAAUGCAAGAUGUUCAGGGUUUGCAAGAGGAGAGAAGCCCCCUCUCAGCACCUUUCAGGUUGAUUUACCGUCUUGUUUACUGUGUAAGCAAGAAUAGGGGAAAGGCUCCUGUCAUUCAGAAGGGAGACUUGUACAGAAAUAAAAUUGGAGUGUGACAAACUCCUCACCGGGUUCUACGUGCAUUCUUGUGUAUGUACUUGUGCCUUUGAAGCGCUGCUUGUUGAUUUUGUUUCUGCCUCAGUUGUGGCCCCGCGGAGUGACCAGAAGUACACACACACAAGAUCUAUGAAUAUCCACUUUCUGGCACCUUAAGAAUGUAACAUAUUUCCUACAGUAUAAACUGUUGUGAGUCCAAACCCACUCAAUCAGAUGCAUGAAGUGUUAUUCUCAGACUACAUAUAUGUUUGUGUGCGUGUAUACACACACACAAAAGAUAAACAGAAUAGAUGGGGAGACCGGCACACCGAGCUAUUAAAAUGGCCAGCAAUAAUAAUAACAUAGAAGUCCAGUAGCAUCUUAAAGACUAACAAAAUUUAUUCUAGCUUGAGGUUUCAUGAGUCAAAGCUUACUUCUUCAGAUGCAAAUGGGGAGGAAAUCUUUUUGGAAAAUUUUAUAACAAAAUGACACAACAGGGUGGGGGGGGGAAGCAUCUGGAGCAGAGAGAUGCCAGGUGUGGAUCCUGCUAUAACUCUUUCAAGUGUGAUUUCCUCUAAGGAACUGCAACUGGUUUGGUUGUUACAUAUGAUGAAUGAUGAGAAGUCAGUCUCCAGUCUCUCAUGGGAUAGGGAUAAUCUAUUGAAGUCAGAUAAACCAAGAAAGAGGCAGAAGCAUGAGAUAAAAAUAUCAUCAGUAAAGGGUCACAGCUACAACAUGUUAAGAAAAGACAGUCCGUAUACCUAAAAAGUAGGUCCUGUCAAGCUAUUGGCAAUUAUAGUGAGUAUGGAAGUCCAGUUUAGGCUAGAGUGUGAGGAGAAUAAUUUCUUAAUGAGUUCUAAUCCAGCACUUUCAUGUUAUGUUCUUCCUUUGAAGUCUGUGGUAGAGGUGUGUGGGGGUGUGUGGAACAAUGACUUUCAGAUCUGCAACAGCAGGGAGAUCGAAGUCCAGGAUGCUUAAAUUGUUCUCCCACUGGUUUCUGAAUAUUGUUUCGUAUCAGAUGUGUGUUCCUUGAUUCUUUCACCUAGGGAACAACCCAUUUGCUCAAAUCAGAUAGUUGAAGGAUAUUGUAGAUACAGGUUGGAUGAGCCCAAGAGAUCCUUAUCCUACAGAGGCAGUAGGUAAUUGGUGAUACAUUGAACCAGUUUAAGUCCUGAGCUGUAGGUGACAGCUGGUGCUAGUCUGUUGUUACCUCCUUUGGGUUUGUCUUAUAGCCAGCAGCCUCUAGGUACCAGUCCGGCUUUAUGGAUCUGCUUCUUUACUUUACUCGGAGGAUCUCUAAAUCCUAAAAAUAUUUCCUAUAAAUCCUUCAGGUAAGGGUCCCUGUUGAGAGCAAAUGUGAUCGUAAGGCAAUGCUUGCCUGUAGACUGUGGAUCAUUGUAUGUGUUUUGGAGGGUAGCUGGAAGCAUGCAGGUGUGUUUGGCCGUUGCUGGGUUUUUGAUACAAGGUGGUGUUUAUGGGUCCAUAGCAUAGCCUCUUGGUGAUGUCCAGGAAAUGUAUUUGUUGCAUGGACUGGCCUUGAUGUGGUUGCUGCUGGGGUGAAAAUUGUUGACAUCCUGGUGUCUCUUGAGAGCUUCCUUUCCAUGAGCCCAGUUGAUGAGAAAAGGUUUUCCUAUAUGUUCCCAUGCAUCAAAUGCAGUCCUCUAGGGGUGAUCUUCUGGCCACCCCCCUACUUAAGGCGGGCUGCCUGGACUCUGCCAGAGCCCAUUCCUUUCCACUAGAGCAGGGGUGGCCAAACUGUGGCUCGGGAGCCGCAUGCAGCUCUCCUAGACAUAUUGUGCGGCUCCCUGAGGUCUCUGAGUAUCGCCAUGGCUGUACAGUUUUUUUAGUUUAGUUUAUUUCCUUCCCUCCCUUCUCUUCUUUCCUUCUUUCUUUCCAUGUCUUUCCCUCCCUUUCCUUCUUUCCUUCUUUCCAUUCUUUAAUAUUUUCAAUAAAAAUGUUGAGGUUGCCAGGUCCGACUCAGAAAAUACCUGGGGACUUUGGGGGUGAAGCCUAGCAAGGAUGUGAUGUCACUUUUGUCAAAGGUCAGGUGAUGGCUCUUCCCAAGCUCCACCCCUUCUGAUUAUGUCACUUCCAGCAUACUGCUCCAAAACCCCACCCCUUCCUGUGAUGUCACUUUCACGGCACUCCCCCAAACCCGCCUCUUCCUCUGAAGUCACUUCAGUACUUACUGUCUUGCGGCUCUCAAACAUCUGAGGUUUAUGCUAUGUGGCUCUUACAUUAAGCAAGUUUGGUCACCCCUGCACUAGAGGCUCCUACUGUGUGGAACAAAUUCCCAGAGGAGGAGGUCGUCCAGAGAAGUUUUUAGGGGGUGCUACAAGGAAAAGCGGCAGACAGUUUCAGAGUAUACCAGUGAAUACGAGGAUCGUUCCUCUAGAGAACGCUUAAAGAAACAGGUGAAUGUUCCACAGGAAAGGUUUUUAUUCACAGAGUGAUAAAGAGCAAUUGCAUAAAACACAAUACACAUGCAGAGCUAACUGAAAAACAGAGGAAAUGGGAGGGCAGUUCAGCAAAUGUGUGAUAUUUACCAGUCUUGAAGAUGGGGUCACCGCCUUGUGAAUGUCUAGUUACUGGGCGGGGAUAGGUAGUAUUGUAGUUGCUUUCUUGCUUCCCUGUGAUUUGCUAGGCUUUGUUGCCGUUUGAGCUGAGCAGUGUUAUCAGUACAGCUGGGACUGAGCAUCUGGGAACCAACCAGCCUUGAGAAACUCAACUUUGCAUCUCUGCCAGGAUUCUCACGCUUUGCAGCUCCACGCCAACUUCAACUGACUGUCAUUUGAACUGUGGGGAGGAGACGGGGGGGGGACUUUUCUGGGAGGACUUUGCUUUGGCAUUCCAGGCAAUUGCUAUGUACAGUAUAUUUCUAGGGAGCAA
Molecule: messenger RNA, 7080 nt
Organism: Eublepharis macularius
Lineage: Eukaryota; Metazoa; Chordata; Lepidosauria; Squamata; Eublepharidae
Gene: USP2
Product: ubiquitin specific peptidase 2
Exons: 13
Coding region: 9-1856 (615 amino acids)
Biological process (GO): protein deubiquitination
Cellular component (GO): cytoplasm
Molecular function (GO): cysteine-type deubiquitinase activity
Source: RefSeq, a predicted model, not a curated record